Messenger RNA from Phytophthora nicotianae INRA-310, 583 nucleotides. RefSeq lists its product as hypothetical. Lineage: Eukaryota; Oomycota; Peronosporomycetes; Peronosporales; Peronosporaceae. The transcript has a single exon. The record is from RefSeq and is a predicted model, not a curated record. The coding region runs from base 109 to 477 and encodes 122 amino acids.
GUCCAAUAAGAAGGCGUGGGUUAUAAAUCAGAUCAAACACCACAUUGCUUGUCAAAAGAUCCCAGCGCUCAGUUCCCAAUCAGCCAGCGACCUCGGACUCCACUCAAGAUGCAGAUUCUCUCGACGAUCACUGCUGCUGCCGUAGCCACCGCCGCCCUUGUGCUCGUCCUUGCCGAGCAGGAAGUUCACCUCAAGGUGCGCGUGACCGACAAGUUCUACGUGACGCCCAUCGGCAAGCAGUGCGCCUACAACAACUGCGUGGAUCCGUCCAUGUAUCCGUGCGCGAACAGCGGCGUCUGCGUGCGUCUCAACUACACGUACGGCAAGUGUAGCGACGACGCGGCGGACAAGGAGACCGAGCAGGACCUCAACGACCCCAAGCUGCUGUGCCCCUACCCGAACCCGUACAACAGCAAGCUCGGCUCCGUGGACGACGACGAGAGCUACGACAGCUACGACAGCUAUGACAGCCAGUAAAUGGGAAGACAGAGUUUAUCUGUCAACCUUAAUGUAGCGACAGCAACGUGUACAUCUCCAUAAUGUAGUAAAUUCACCACUUGAACCUUCACUGUCUUGAUCGCCG